Molecule: messenger RNA, 2558 nt
Organism: Gadus chalcogrammus (walleye pollock)
Lineage: Eukaryota; Metazoa; Chordata; Actinopteri; Gadiformes; Gadidae
Gene: uts2r3
Product: urotensin-2 receptor 3
Exons: 2
Coding region: 364-1524 (386 amino acids)
Biological process (GO): neuropeptide signaling pathway
Cellular component (GO): membrane
Molecular function (GO): urotensin II receptor activity
Source: RefSeq, a predicted model, not a curated record
CACACACACACACACACACACACACACACACACACACACACACACACACACACACACACACACACACACACACACACACCGGAGACAUAUCAGAGAGCGAGAGCCGCUCAGACACACACACACACACACUGGAGAGACGCUGAGCAGAUACUUUAGAUAUAGCCUCCCCUUACUUUAUGUCAAAAUAGACUAUAAGUAUUUGGUACUUUUUCAAGAAAGUUAAUAAAAUGAGUUUAAUCAUCCAAAAUCUUCGUUGGAAUAUCAUCUUUACAGCGUCUGGAAUAAGCAUUCUCCAAGUUUCUGCCUCCAGCCCUUUCAGGCAGUACGUCCUAAUCAAUUAAUACAUUUUAAAAUUUCCCAACCAUGGACCUUCCAGGCUCCGUGCCUCCCUCUCCCUUUCCCUACACCUUCCCCUUCAUCCCCAACGUCUCCCUGCCGUCUCCCUCUCCAUCCAUCUCUCCGUCCCCAAGCCUGGCCUCCACAGCUCUCUUCUGCUCCUUCCUGUCGCUCCUCUCCCUGCUGGGUAUCACAGGGAACCUGUACACCCUGGGACUGCUCCUCAGACGCAGGAGAGGACGGAGGAGGCACAGAGCAGGAGCAUGCUGCUGCCCGCACAGACUCCCGGUCCCGUCCUGCCUGGCCAGCGCUCCCUCCCCUUCCCUCUCCCCUUCUUCCUCUCCCGUCUCCUCUUCCAUCAGCUCUUCCUCCUCCCUCUACCUCCAGGUACUGAGCUUGGCUCUGGCCGACCUCCUCUACCUCUUCACCGCGCCCUUCAUCGUGUACGACAGCCUUGCGUCCGGCUGGGCCUUUGGGGAGCUGGGCUGCCGCCUGCUCCUCAGCUUGGACCUCCUGACAAUGCACGCCUCCAUCUUCACCCUGACGGCCAUGAGUCUGGACCGCUACAGGGCCGUGGCGCGGCCCCUCCACGCCUCCUCCUCCAACUCCUCGGGCCCGCUGCGCGUGGGCCUGGCCUGGGGCCUGGCGCUGGCGCUGAGCCUUCCCAUGAUGAUCACUCUGCACCUGGAGGACGGCGACAGCCAGGACGGCCAGCUCUGCGUGCCGGCCUGGGACGAGCAGAGCUCCAAGGCCUAUCUCAGCAUCCUCUUCUGCACCAGCAUCCUGGGCCCGGGGCUGGCCAUCGGGGCGCUGUACGCCACUCUGGGCCGGCUGUACUGGGUGUCUCAGACACGGCCCGCCUGGGCCAGCGGGGGCAGCACGGCCUACCCUCCCAGAGCGCCCAAGCCCAAGGUGCUGCUCCUCAUCCUGGGCAUUGUGAUAGCCUUCUGGGCCUGCUUCCUGCCCUUCUGGAUCUGGCAGCUGCUGCCCCUCUACCAGCCCGACAUGCUGAGGACCAUACCGGUGGGCACCCAGGUCACAGUCAACCGGAUCCUGACUGGCCUGACCUAUGGGAACUCCUGCGUGAAUCCCUUUUUCUACACCCUGCUGACGGGAAAACGGAAACGCAAUCGGCAGACGCUGACGUCGGCCAACGAGCUCUGCCGCAAGAGCAGUCCUGUGCAGUAAGAUACGUACGUCUCUGGCCCUAGAGCCCCUUUCUUCUAUAGGACUUUGGUAUGUAUAUGUACUAUAUAUUGUCACAUGUAAUUGACACUCAAAUUCUAUGGAUUUCCCCACAUACACAAGAGGACAGGAGAAUGGUGGGAAAUGAAAGCACUUUGUUUGUAGUUUGUCACGAGGAAUUUGGUGCAGUCGAAAGAACAUUAACAAUUGGUGGGGAAUUCAAUAUUUCAACAAACUUCAUGUGUUAAUUGUGUCAGAUAAUCUAUUCUACAACUCGUGUCAGGCAAAUUGACAAUCUUUGGUCACAAAACAUCCAAAGCAAAACGACAAUGCUUCUGGCUGACAUUGGGGGAGACAAUAUAAUGUUUUGAGACACCGCACAUUAUGGGUCAAAGGCUAUCCUUGAACAAUUACAAAAACACAGACACAACUCGACAUAAUAAAGCUAAAGCAGCAUGUUAGCUUUUAAAACCUAUUUUGCUAUAACACAUGACACACUUCUUUGCAUGGCCUUAAUGUUUAUCAGAAUAUAUAAUACAGCUUUUUAAAAAAAUGUGCUUCCUGUAGUAUAUCUAAGUGUCAAGUGUUGCAUUGGUUUGGUAGGAGGGAACUCACAGCAAUGGUUCCUCUGACCACAAAACUACAGCUGAACCAUAUUAUUGCUAGCCUUUACAAUGUUACCAAAGAAACAAAUAAGUAUGUUAGUUAUGUUACUAAGUUAAGGGCCAAGCAAAUUAAGUUGAUUUUUAUUUUUCAAUUAUCAUUUCCAUUCCCAUGCAUAUACAUGCAUAAAAAAUAUUUGGGGCCAUCUUGUGUCCCAGUCUCAUGUAAUCUCUGCAUUCUCUUUAAAACCUAAAUUUUCCCAUGUAACAUUCACAUUUAUCUGGUAAAAUAUGACGAUGGUAAACAACCCUCAUUGGCUUUGCCCAUACCUUGGUCUAUUCUAAUGUGGAGAUCCUUUUUAUUCUCUCAGAGAUUCUCCAUGUCCAAGUUGUCCCUGUCUCUGUCCCGCUCUAAGGUGUGAAUACUGCUGUUUG